CUUUUGACAAAAAUCACAUGACAAUAUUGGGACGGGAGCAGAUCGAAGAUUACUUUUGCAUCAUGCUUCGUUCGUUCGUUUGUCUUCUUCUUGUUACUGUUGUAUGCCUUGCAUCUCCUUCUUUUAAAAGAGUUGUAAGACUUUCUGAUCCUUUUGGAGAACUUGGAUGGGAACUUCAAGAAUUGCAAGUCGAAGAUUAUGUGAAAGGUUCCGUGUGGCCUAAACCUCAAGGAGAAACUCCUUCAGGUGCUGUGUAUAAGUUGACGCCGGAGAAUUUUCAGUUUUCUAUCACUGGUGAGAGCAGCGAUGUUCUCAAAGAAGCCGUCGAACGUUAUAAAGUGUUAACAUUCCCAGACAAUAUGAGCGUAUCGAAGAAGAAUUUGUCCCAAAUUACUAAGCUAACUGUUGAUGUGGUUGACAAGUAUGAAAAUCUCACUCUGGAUUCCGACGAAUCUUAUAAACUGGAAGUUAAAGCUCCAAUGUCCUCCAUUUUUGCUUAUACUGUGUGGGGAGCACUGCGAGGCCUUGAAACAUUCAGUCAGAUUGUUCACCAAGAUCUAGAUGGCUUUUAUUUUGCUAAUGGGACACAGAUUGUGGACUAUCCUCGUUUCCAUCACAGAGGAUUUAUGAUCGACACCUCUAGACACUAUCUAAAUCUCUCUGUUAUCUUUAAGUUCCUGGAUGCCAUGUCAUAUGGAAAGUUUAAUGUUCUUCAUUGGCAUGUUGUGGAUGAUCAAUCCUUUCCAUUUUACAGCAAAACAUUUCCACAGCUGAGUGGAGUGGGUGCAUUUAAUAACCAAACGCAUAUUUAUACUGAAGAAGAAGUUAGUGAGAUCCUGGAAUAUGCAAGAAUGAGGGGAAUAAGAGUUGUUCCUGAGUUUGACACACCUGGUCACACCUUUUCUUGGAGGAGUAUUCGCAAUCUACUGACACCAUGCUACAAAGGAGAGAAACCAUCAGGAUCUUAUGGACCCAUUAACCCAAUCGUAGAGGCCAACUAUGAUUUCCUGACUAAGUUCUUUCGAGAGGUGGCAGAAAGAUUUCCAGACAAGUACAUUCACCUGGGUGGUGAUGAAGUACCCUUUAACUGUUGGCAAAGCAACCCUGAGAUUACUGAGUGGAUGACUAAAAUGGGCUACGGCAAAAACUACUAUUUACUGGAGCAAUACUAUGAACAGAAGCUUUUGAAGAUAAUAGGGAGUCUAGAGAAAGAUUACAUUGUCUGGCAAGAAGUGAUUGACAAUAACGUGGAAGUUCUGCCAAACACUGUAGUUAAUGUUUGGAAAAGCAGUCCAGCUUGGCCAGAUGAGAUGGCUAAGGUGACAGGGAAAGGUUUAAAAGCCAUUCUGUCAUCUUGUUGGUACUUGAACUAUAUUUCCUACGGAAUAGACUGGCAUAAGUACUACCAGUGUGAUCCAGAGAAUUUUAAUGGGACGGAUGCGCAGAAGAAACUGGUUAUGGGUGGAACUGGUUGUAUGUGGGGAGAAUUUGUAGAUGGAACAAAUAUCUUGCCGAGAACUUGGCCCCGUGCACUUGCUGUUGCUGAGAGACUUUGGAGUAGCAAAUCAGUGACAGACCUGGCUGAUGCAGACAGUAGGCUUUGGGAACAUCGCUGCCGCUAUCUCAGGCGUGGCAUCCCUGCUGAGCCAGGAGUCGAGGCCAAGUAUUGCCGUCACGAAUGGAAUGUCUGAAGACAAGAAUUGUUGAGAAAAAGCUAUUUUCCUAUUUUCUUUUGUAAUAGAUUUGUGUAUUUGCGUGUGACAUAAAUUUAGUUUCUGUAAUGGUUAAAAAAUCCAUGUUAAGUUCCUGGUUUCUAUUCUUUGAUCCAGUUUUGAAAUAAAAUAUUAAAGCAUAGAAAAUCUGGCCGGUA
Messenger RNA from Pocillopora damicornis (cauliflower coral), 1870 nucleotides. RefSeq names its product beta-hexosaminidase subunit beta. Lineage: Eukaryota; Metazoa; Cnidaria; Anthozoa; Scleractinia; Pocilloporidae. Gene Ontology annotation, cellular component: lysosome; membrane. The record is from RefSeq and is a predicted model, not a curated record. Gene Ontology annotation, molecular function: beta-N-acetylhexosaminidase activity. Gene Ontology annotation, biological process: carbohydrate metabolic process; ganglioside catabolic process; glycosaminoglycan metabolic process.